Messenger RNA from Bombina bombina (fire-bellied toad), 1471 nucleotides. It is a transcript of the gene GET4, whose product is annotated as guided entry of tail-anchored proteins factor 4. Gene Ontology annotation, biological process: protein insertion into ER membrane. Gene Ontology annotation, molecular function: protein binding. Gene Ontology annotation, cellular component: cytosol; BAT3 complex. Lineage: Eukaryota; Metazoa; Chordata; Amphibia; Anura; Bombinatoridae. The record is from RefSeq and is a predicted model, not a curated record.
CAACUCGGCCACCGUACAGGAGCCCAAAGCAUGUUUGUUGAUCUGCGCAGCUUCGGUGACGUCACCGCACCUCCCCUAUGAUGGCUGCUACGAUGUCGGAGCAGGAUGGCUCCAAAGGCAGCGCUCGGAACCGGGGCGGUGUGCAGCGAGUGGAAGGGAAGCUGAGGGCUAGCGUAGAGAAGGGCGACUAUUACGAGGCCCAUCAGAUGUACCGGACGCUGUUCUUUAGUGGGAAGUUAACCGUAUUUACAGUAUUGUGUGAACAGUAUCAGCCUUCACUAAAGAGAGAUCCAAUGUAUAAUGAGUACCUUGACAGAAUAGGACAGCUUUUCUUUGGAGUACCCCCCAAACAGUCAUCUUCAUAUGGUGGAUUAUUGGGUAACCUCUUAAACAGCCUGAUGGGAGCUGGGGAAGAUGAUGACAUAGAAGACGCUCAAGAGGAUAGCAGCCCUAUUGAAUUAGAUUGAGAAAGACACAAACUUUAUUACUAGGAGUAGCAUGAGUCAAAAAUAAAACAGGAGCUCAAAAGACAAAUUCUAUGAUUUGAGUCAUUGAAAGGUCAUUUUGUAAAGCAGCUGUAAUGAGCUGUCCAUGUAUCCUGUUGAUGGAAGCAUUAAAAUGUUUGGUUUAUACAGGGUACGUCAACAAGGUUAGUGAGACAUGAGUGAAUAUUGGCAAUAUUCCAUUCUUUUUUUCUCGCUGAAUGCCAAGUAAAUCUCAUGGUUCUAACAUAAAAGCCAAACAGAUAAAUCUAGGAAAUCUUUUUUUAUUCAUUUUUGUUCCAUCCUGAAAAAAUUAUGUUGCCCCUGAUUAUUUUUAGAAUGUAAAUCAUUUUGAGAAAUAACAUCAUCUAGCUUUCUACUUCACCCGAAGACAAAACAGAAUCUAGCCCAAAGUAGAAAGAAAAUUCCUCCAUAUAAUUCUCCAUUUCAGCAUAUGGUGAUUUUUGUAGUAAAAAUGAAGAAUGACAAGAAUUAUACUAGGGUUAUUUCUCAUCACAAAUGUAAAAUGCUAAACAUUGUUCGGUUUUGCACCCAAUAUCUUAGGAUUGAUUAUGUGUGAUUGUUUUGAUUUAUUCACUGCACAGCCAACAAAACACACACUUUAUUUAAAUACAGUGGAAUUUCUUUUUAAUAUGCAAUAUUUAUUACAAAUCAUUUGGUUUUGUACAUCUGCUCCUUCAGUUCCAUCAUAACAACAGGUUGUCAUAUUGGUACUGAAGUGUUUCUUUUAUGUAUUAGCAUUACUGAUGAGUGCUGGUAUCUUUCACAGGAGUUGGAAAUCGGCGCUAUAAAAUAAACCAUGCAGUUUAUCUUAAGAAGAACGGGAUGUGAUCUUUCUCAAUAUUUGAAUAUUAUAACAUAAUAAUGCAUGGGGGAGGGGAGUUGGAUUUUUAUUUUCUGUAAUUUAAAUGGACUUGAAAAACAUUUUCAUUUGUAGUAAAGGUUUCAAUAAAUUCUUUCUACCAUGA